Molecule: messenger RNA, 3347 nt
Organism: Sodiomyces alkalinus F11
Lineage: Eukaryota; Fungi; Ascomycota; Sordariomycetes; Glomerellales; Plectosphaerellaceae
Exons: 6
Coding region: 50-3046 (998 amino acids)
Biological process (GO): N-terminal peptidyl-methionine acetylation
Cellular component (GO): cytoplasm; NatB complex
Molecular function (GO): protein-N-terminal amino-acid acetyltransferase activity
Source: RefSeq, a predicted model, not a curated record
CAGGGCUUCCCUUUCAUGGCCCAACCCCGGCCCAACUCAAGCCUUCACCAUGUCCUGGAAUAGGCCUCAGCUCAGGAGUGGUGUCGAUUUACAGCUCCAGUCAGCCUUUAACGACGGCCAAUGGGCUUCCGUCAUCCGCCUUGCUGAGAAGCGUCUUCGGACCUUCAACGACCCGUACUUUGAGAUCGUCAAAAUCUGCGCCGAGUGUCAACUGGACUCCCCCUUCGAAAAGUCUGCUGGCAUCGUCGCCCUUCAACGUUUCGUCAAUGAGGGCACCGUCGUCAAGGAUGUCGAUGCUCUCGACUUGCUCGAAUGGGCCACGGGAUCAUUGUUGGAUGAUCAGGAGUUUUCCAGUACUCUAGGAACCCUGAAGGUUAGGCUUGUCAAGGCGAAACCCAAGGACCGUAACGGUGCUAUCCGGUGUCUCGAGUCUUGUUUGCUGCACUGGGAUCUCUUCAAUGCCCAGCAGAUUGCAGCUAUCCUAGAUCGCUCCUUUCCCCAUGACCGGACCAUGCUCUUCUGGAAUGUCGUCAUCACAUAUUUACUCUGUGUCAGCGACCAAUGCCCGCCGGACAAGAAGAAACUCUAUGGCAUGCUAGCCCUGAAGCAGAUGCAACGAGCAGCCCAGUCCGCCUCGCAACCUGACGCCGGUGACUCGGAUAGAUCUAUCCGGACCGAAGAGGAAAUCCUGCUCUUCUAUCGCAUUCUUGAAACCCACGGCUCUGAUGCCGACUGGACAGCCGCGCUGGGCCAUCCUGAAUUCGGCCCCGUUCCGCAGUUUCGCCUCGGUCGUAAGGACCUCCUCCUCCGCGUCCUGGACGUUUCGAGGCGGAAAGGCGACUGGCAGACCGUCUAUGCGCUUUCCAAAGAGUGCCUUAUCCUGUCGGGGAGCGACAAUAGCCUCAAACUACUUGCUUGCGACUGGAUGGUGUGGAAAGCAUUGCUGGACGGCGCUAGCCAUGUCAUGGGAGAAUCGCCUGAGGUUCUCGAUGAUGUAGCCGCUUUGCUCGACACGUUCUCAGCUGCUGAUGGUGUACGCCCCAUCUACAUACGGAAUAUUUUGCUGGCGAGGGUCGCUGCCGCUUUUCAGUUGGGGUCCGAUGACCCCUCAGAGUCAGGGCCCAGAGGGGCAGCGUCUGCACAGGUCGAGGAGUUGCAGCGCUACGUCAGGAGCCAAUGCUCGUCGCCAGCCUGCUUCGACGACAUCAGGUCCUUCGCCGAGAAGCUGGAGCCAGACGAGCUGAAAAAGUUCGCCCAUGACUACGUCCCGGGAUUGGCCCAGGAGGCUGCCGGCGACCCUCUACGCUCAGCCACGAUACGCACCCUGGCGUACCAGCUGCAGUAUCUUGCCCUCACUCGGCCUGGUCUGGUACUGCCCAUACCCGGCUCUCAGUCGAGCAGUUCAGCGGACCAGUGGAAGUGUGCCGUUACCGGCGUAGUCAGUAACUCUUCGUCAUGCACGGAGAGGUUCCGGACAAUUGCCGAGUCUGCCGCAAAAUUGUACCGCAUCCUCACCGAGUCGCUCAUCCCGGAGGGUAACGGGCGGGAUCCGGACUACGUACCCGAGCUCGCUAUUCUGACAGCGACGGCUUUGGUCAAGCUUAGCGGCAUCAGCGACAGCGGAAGUGUGAGGGAGCACCUGCCUUACCCAAUCUACGCCGCACGAUGUGGUAGACUACUUCAGGCGACUCUGAUUCUCGAAUAUCAACUUUCCCGCACGCCAAAGCACAGCCGCGUCACUUUGCUUCUUGUUCGGCUUUACCUCGUCGUCGGAUGCGCUGCCAGAGCCACGGCUUUGUGGGAGACAUUGGACGUCAAGCGAACCAUCACCGACUCGUUGAGCCCAUAUUUCCUCGACCGUCUAUCGACUCUCUCUCCCAUCCAGGUACUCCCGCAGUCCAGCCGGCCUGCGAAAGCCCUCACGAACGGCGUGAAGUCGUAUUAUGCCACGUCGCUUAAACUCCGCAUGCCGCGCCGCUUGGCCGACGCCUUCGAAUCCGAAAACUACACCAGCAUUCUGGAGAUCCCCGAGUUUAUCAACCGUCUUCGUGUUAGCUGCACCAUGGUGAUGGGGUUUGUGGAAGAAGCACGUGCGUGCCGAGCUCUCGGGCAACGCGGCUUGCCGAUAUCCGAAGAAGUUCUCCUAAACGACAUCACGGAUGAUGCCCAGUUGCACGAGAAUACUGAUUUUGGAUCGGUCCCCAACCUGGAGGCCAGCAUGGCUGUGCCCAUAUAUGACAUCCUCCGAAUUGGCCCCAAGCCUUCUAAUGCCCGGUUCCACCUUGCUCUUGUCGCCGAGAAGUACUUCGAGUUAUUUCAAUACAAACCUCCGGCAACAUACAAGGCGGCGAACCCCCUCCAGGCUGCCACCACCGAUCGCAUCUUCGUUUCUGAGACGUUACAGCAGCUCAGCAGCUCAGCCUCCCGCUUUCUUCGGGGCGCACGAAAGACACUCACGGAACAGGAACACUUCUUCUUCGACAUCAUCUCUCUCCUUACCGCUCUCAUCUCCCUCAUGACAAGUUCAGGACCUUCGCCUGAAUCCUCCACUGCAGCGUCGCAGCUCGUUUCAGGCGUCACGGCGGCACUCGACGCGCUGUCCGAUAGCUCGCUUUCACUCCCGUCUCCCGAGGGCGAAGGUGAAGGCGCCCUGAUCCCGAUGUUGAGUUCCAUGCACGGUCUCUUCCACCUACGGGACGCAGCGGAUGCGGUGAAACUCGCCACGAGCUAUAUCACAUCUGUCCUAGAACCGAACAAACAGAGCAACACGACUAAGGAGGCCACGGAGGCAUUGAAGACGCUGGAUAAGGCUGGAGCCAAGGCCGCAGCGCUGGGAAAGAAUAGGAUUGCGGUUCUGAAGAGGGAGAUGACGAACGGGAACCUUGAGAGUCGCAUCGAGGCGUGGGCUCUCGGUUCUACAGCUGAAGACUCUUUAAGCAAGGAGAUCCAGGGUAUCGUGGGCGACAGGAUCGGCAAGUCGAUGGGGAUACUAGCGGAUAGUUGGAGGGUUGGCGUCAAGGGUUGGGAGUUGGUGAGGUGGGAAUAAAAUAUGGUAGAAGGACGGCGGCAAGAAAAAAAAAAGCAUACGAUGAUGAUGGGGUUGAUCCAUCCAAUGGCCCAAAACCGAGUGUCGGGUACUCGGAAGGGACGCUAUACGACUUAUUCCCCCAUACGUUUUGUCUUCUCUCCUGUCUAGCAGCUUGUAAUCUGGCCCUAUUCACGUCAGAAUCCGCCCUACUCCACGCUAGCCUUAUCCCAUUAUCAUGAAUUCGUGAAAUGUUCGAUGCCUGCAUGUUUGUCCUACCCCUGCUGGAGCACAUGGUCUAGUUGCUACGCCCCUGACUGCC